This is a messenger RNA of Lactuca virosa, 411 nucleotides long. The record is from the annotation of a GenBank genome assembly. Lineage: Eukaryota; Viridiplantae; Streptophyta; Magnoliopsida; Asterales; Asteraceae.
AUGGUGAUUUCAACCCUCACCAUGUUCAUUGGAAGUGUUAAGGAAGAAGUUGUGAGAAUGAACAUGAAAAACAAGUUUUAUGGUGUGGGUCAAUGUGAGAGGAAGAUGAAUUUUUGUGAGAAGGAAGAUGAAUUCUCGGGUGGAGAAAAGAGCGCAGGGCUUCUGAAGACGCAACUUCUGAAACCGACGACCACUUCGAUUUCCAAAACAACGUCUUUCUCCCAGCUGAUUGAGUCGUUGAUUGAUAGAAAGAACUUAAAGGAGGCAGAGGCGGAGGAGUCUCUUGAUUUUCUGUUGCAAGAUGCCAAUGAAUCGCUGAUAAGUGUUUUUCUUGUUCUUUUGAGAGCCAAGGGUGAAACGUAUGAAGAAGUAGUGGAAUUAGCUAGAUCCAUGUUUAAACACUGUAGGUAG